Molecule: messenger RNA, 348 nt
Organism: Sclerotinia sclerotiorum 1980 UF-70
Lineage: Eukaryota; Fungi; Ascomycota; Leotiomycetes; Helotiales; Sclerotiniaceae
Exons: 3
Coding region: 1-348 (115 amino acids)
Biological process (GO): mitochondrial respiratory chain complex III assembly
Cellular component (GO): Cbp3p-Cbp6 complex; mitochondrion
Molecular function (GO): ribosome binding
Source: RefSeq, a predicted model, not a curated record
AUGUCGCAAUCGCCCGCCUACCACCACUACCUCCGCGCACUCUCCCGCUGGCCAAAAGACGCACUCCGACCCGAAGCCCAAUUCCAAGACGCCAUCCGUCGAAGAAUCGAACGAAUUUCUGCUGCCGGCAAAUUCGACGAGAAGCGGGAGUUAGGCCAAUGUAAUGCGCUUUAUAGUUUACUUGAGGAUCGAUAUCUGGGGAAGUACCCUCUAACAUCCAAAACGCUCAAACCCGCCAGCAACCCAACAUACUACGAAGAUCUCGUCAAAGAACUCGAAGAGGCGCCUAAAAGGAGUUGGUUUCAGCAGCAGGUGAAUAAAUGGAAGGGAGCUUUGCGAUUUCAGUGA